Plodia interpunctella (Indianmeal moth) is the source of this 2438-nucleotide messenger RNA. Its product is annotated as beta-1,4-N-acetylgalactosaminyltransferase bre-4-like. Gene Ontology annotation, cellular component: Golgi apparatus. The record is from RefSeq and is a predicted model, not a curated record. Gene Ontology annotation, molecular function: N-acetyl-beta-glucosaminyl-derivative 4-beta-N-acetylgalactosaminyltransferase activity; galactosyltransferase activity. The coding region runs from base 286 to 1296 and encodes 336 amino acids. NCBI's taxonomy places the organism in Eukaryota, Metazoa, Arthropoda, Insecta, Lepidoptera, Pyralidae. The transcript has 6 exons. Gene Ontology annotation, biological process: carbohydrate metabolic process; glycosphingolipid biosynthetic process.
AAAACCCAAUCGAACUCUGAAAGAAAUAAAUUUGUUAUAAAUAACUUUAUUAUAAUAUUUAUGAUAUUAUUUGAUGUAAAACCAACAAAGUAAAACACUAAUAAAUAAAAUAGGUAGAAUCUCCAUAUAAAUAUACGGAAAAAAGCAAAUCAAGUUUAUGAACUACACUAAAAUACUACCAAGACCUGUAAAAUUAUUGCAAUUGCAAUAGCUAUGUCUAGUAGUUAUUUGUAGUUAGCAAUUAGCUAAUUAAAAAACGAAAUAACAAUCGGUCACCAUACUGCUAUGCCUAGAUAUUUUGAUUGUAAGAAGCUCAAUAAGAAACUACAUCUGCUGUUCCAGGUCCCUAUCAGCAAAUAUGCUGUAACUCUACUGAGCAUCAUAGCUAUCCAUCGUCUCUUUACGAGCUGCAAUGUGUACAACUACCCUUCAGUCCCACGGGAACAGCUGACAGACGCCAUCUACACUGCCACUGUGCCCCAAUUAGCUGAGAAGAGGACCAAACCAGAUUGCCCUUAUGAUCAUAUACUACAGAGCAAAGAAAAGUUACAGACUUGGGAAGUUCCCAAAAGUUCCAAGGAUAUUGGCAACUUCUCUGCAUGGGGCAUCAAAGAUGGCAGCUACACGCCGGAGCACUGUCAACCCUUGUUCAGUGUGGCAAUACUUGUCACUUACAGAAAUAGACAGCGCCAUCUAGACAUAUUUCUGCCUUAUAUGCACAAUUUUUUGAGGAAGCAAAAUAUACAUUAUAAGAUAUUCCUUGUGGAGCAGCUGGACAACAAGCCGUGGAAUAAAGGCAUGCUGUACAACAUCGGGGCGCAGCGCGCGCUGGCCGAGCGCUUCCCGUGCCUGCUGCUGCACGACGUGGACCUGCUGCCGCUCGCCGCCAGCAACCUCUACGUCUGCAUGGACCAGCCGCGGCACCUCAGCGCUAGCAUAGACAAGUUCCGCUUCGUGUUGAUCUACGACUACCUAGUGGGGGGCGUGCUGGCCAUGCGCGCGGACCACUACGUGCGCGUCAACGGGUUCUCCAACAACUUCUACAACUGGGGGGGAGAGGACGACGAGAUGGCUGACAGGAUAUUGUCCAACAAUCUUAAAAUUUUAAGGUUCCCUCGGGAAAUGUCAGAGUACUCGAUGAUGACCCACACCCACGAGCCGGUGAACAGAGCAAGGGAGACUAUCAUCAAGGAGAACAAGAUACAGGGCCACAAGGACGGGCUCAGCUCCGUCAGGUACGAAUCCCUUCAGGUGAAGGCGCAGCGGCUGUGCACGUGGAUCGGGGUCAAGUUAUAGUUGCGUUUAGCUUAGUUCUCACUAGUCCAAUAUAUUUUGUGAACACAGGUGCUGUAGGAAUAAGUGGUAGGGGUUACAUUGCACACGCGAAUUUAAUGGAAGAGUCCCGGGGCCUUAUUCUGAUGGCUUUACUUAUCUCGACGCCAUGUCAAGCUAAAUUGAUCUUUUAAGUGUAUGUCAUAAGAGUGAUAUCCAAUGUGGCUCGACUUGCUCGUAGCUAAAACGUUUUGAAAUAGAAACAGGUGAUAAUGAAGCUAGUACAUUUGAAAUAUAUGCUAAUAGACUAGGGCCUUUGACUCACUUGUUAGAGAAUAAUCCCCCGUUCAAAUACCUGCCUUUUUGUACGAACCCUGUCAAUUUAUUGAGUACUUAAAUACAUAGAUAUAAUCGAUAUUUUUUUUGUUAUUAUGUUUUUAGGAUUCAUGGGAUGUGGGAGGUUCUUACCAUAGCCUCUAAAUAUGUUAAUAAUUGUUAGUAACUUGGUAUUACUGUUGUUUUUUUUUUAAUUUAACUUAUUUCAGCAACUACUGGGGUAAAGUACAAAACCGAAUUUAUUAUGCGCAUAAAUUAUAGCACGGCGUAAUAAAUAUUGUCAUUGACAUAGUUCUCUAGACGGCUCCAUGCUGCUUGCACAAAUUCCUGCUCUCACUUUUAUUAAGAGCUUCGAUACUUACUUUUAAGUUUAAUUAUUGGGGUUAGUGCAUUUGGAUUACUGUAAUGGAUUUAUCAUAGUAUUUUCUGCUUUUAUUAGGAGUUACGAUCAAUUUGUAUAAUUUGUGAGAUGUUUCAUUUUUAAAUUUUAAGAUGUAGUGGACUCUCUGAUCUCCUAUUUUAUUUUGUUAAACAUUUCGAAAUUUAUUAUUACAGUCGCUUGGCAUAAUUACAUUUUAUAUCUCGGGGUAUUAACCUAGUGGUUUAGCCGUGAAAGCGUGACAGACAGACAGAAAUAAAUAGGCUAAUCUAAUUAAUAAAUAGUGAUAGAAGUAACCUAAACUUAAGUUUGUUAAUGCUUUUUAUAUGACAACACCGAAUACAAGUAGACAAUAGUUGUACUGCCGCUAAUUCAACUAAUCUCGUACCACGAGAGUGUGGGGCAUGAGAAUUGGAUAACAUGUCGAAACAAAUAAAUUAAUUUGAAAGAA